Daucus carota subsp. sativus is the source of this 2245-nucleotide messenger RNA. RefSeq names its product probable folate-biopterin transporter 9, chloroplastic. Gene Ontology annotation, cellular component: membrane. The coding region runs from base 376 to 2025 and encodes 549 amino acids. Lineage: Eukaryota; Viridiplantae; Streptophyta; Magnoliopsida; Apiales; Apiaceae. The record is from RefSeq and is a predicted model, not a curated record. The transcript is spliced from 2 exons.
CGCCUAGCUCCUUCACCUACGUUCUUCAUGGGGUAGGUCCCCCGGAUCUCCCAAGACAAAACAAAAGCGAGUAUCUUUCAUUACACAAAAUUGGUCCACACUCAACUCAUUAACCAUGUCUUGUACUAUCUAACUUCCCUUACAUCUAUCAGUGUUUCCUAUGUAUAUACCUCUUCUGGAUCUUUCCUUAUUCUUCAUAUUUUCUUACCAUAUAUAUGUAUCUUCUCCCCUCACAUAUUCUUACAUGUGAACUGCCCAUAACUCAUCCACCAAAUUGUCAACACUCCUCAACUUUCAAAUCUCUGCUUGUUUUUGGUCUUCAUUCACAGUGUCAACUCAGAUCAACCAAAACAAACUUAAACCAAAAAAUAAAAGAUGAACCCUUUGAUUUAUAAGGGAAAAAUCCCCACGAGUCCAAUGAUUUCAAGAACCCAAUCUCACUCACCAAGGCCAUCUUUUUCAAACUACAGGCCUAUUCAUUGUUUUAAUCAAGAAAACCCCAUGAACACAAAACCCAAGAUUUCCCAGCUCACAAGUCCAAAAGUGAUUAGUAAUAGCCACACCCUUUCAAGCAAGGGGAACAAGAAAGUGGUGGUUGUGGCAAAGGAAGAGUGUUGUGAUAUGAGGAGUCAACAAAUGAUGAUAUUGUGUGCAUUUGGGUAUUGGGUUCAGGGUUUUAGGUGUUUUCCUUGGCUGGCUCUUAACUUUCAUAUGGCUCAUUAUCUUAAUCUUCAUCCAUCCACAUUGCAGCUUGUGCAGAACACUAGUAAUCUUCCAAUGGUGGCAAAGCCUCUGUAUGGGAUCUUGUCUGAUGCUUUGUACAUUGGAGGGGCACAUCGAAUACCUUAUAUUUCUAUUGGAGUUCUUCUGCAGGUCUUGUCCUGGGGUUCAUUGGCAUUGAUCCCGGUUGCUGGUAAAGCCCUUCCGAUACUCAUGGCAUGUGUUCUAUUUAGUAACCUCGGAGCAUCAAUUACGGAGGUUGCGAAGGAUGCUCUUGUUGCAGAAUAUGGCGUGAAGAACAAAAUGGCCGGUCUUCAAUCUUACGCAUUUAUGGCCUUAGCCUGCGGUGGUAUCCUAGGAAACUUACUAGGUGGAUAUUCGUUGUUAAGACUACCACCAAGAUCCAUGUGUCUAGUCUUUGCAGGUUUUCUCUCCUUGCAACUGACAAUUUCUAUAGCCACUAGAGAAGAGUCUCUUGGUCUCGAAAAACCAAUAAAUCAAUCUUUGAUGAGUAAGCCAGUUUUGCGGACUUUUAAGGAACAGUAUUCUGAUCUAGUUGUUGCAAUUAGCGAGAAGAAUAUUUCUCGCCCUCUUAUAUGGAUUGUAGCUUCAAUCUGUCUAGUUCCUAUCUUGUCAGGCUCCGUCUUUUGCUAUCAAACACAGUGCCUAAACCUUAACCCUUCGAUUAUUGGAAUGUCGCGUGUGACUAGUCAAAUUAUACUUCUAUCUGCGACCGUUCUAUAUGGUCGCUUCUGGAGAAAUGUUCCUUUGAGAAAACUGAUUGGAAUGGUGCAGAGUUUGUAUGCGACCUCUCUCUUUCUGGACCUCGCAUUAGUAAACCAGUUCAAUCUUAAGUUUGGAAUUUCGAACGAAAUCUUCACUCUUUGUUUUUCUGGCAUCACAGAAGCUAUUGCACAGUUUAAGCUCUUGCCAUUUCAAAUGCUUAUUGCAAGUCUAGCUCCCCCUGGUUGCGAAGGGUCGCUAAUGUCAUUCAUGGCCUCAGCAGUCUGUUUAUCUUCAAUAGUUGGUGGGUUCCUUGGUGUUGGUCUGGCUUCGAUUCUGGGGAUAACAUUAGACAAUUACUCUAACUUGUCUUCAGGAAUCAUUAUACAGUUCAUUGCAGCAUUAGUGUCAUUACAAUGGCUAUAUUAUGUUCCUGUUUCACAACCUAGUGGUGAACAGGGAUGGAAGAAAGGCAGAAUUCAGCGUACACGAAAGAGUGGGAGGAUGGUGUUUAAUUCAGUUGACGAGUACAGAAGAGAACGAAGGUCUGGAUACCGGAAUAAGAGGCUGCUUCAGGAAUAAAUCAUCUCCGGGAAAAUGUAUAAAACAAUUGUACAUAAGAGCUUAGGCGGUGGUUACUCUGUGUUUGUUUAGGUGAAUGUGUAUUUUGUAAUCAGGCACGGUGCAGUUUGUGUAAAUUUCACACGAAAGGAUAAGACUAUUCUGAUUGUAGUUGUAGAUCACACUCAUAUUUUCAACAGUUUGUGUAAAUACACGAAAGGAUGAGACUUUUCUGAUUGUA